Messenger RNA from Copidosoma floridanum, 446 nucleotides. RefSeq names its product disks large homolog 1-like. Lineage: Eukaryota; Metazoa; Arthropoda; Insecta; Hymenoptera; Encyrtidae. The record is from RefSeq and is a predicted model, not a curated record.
CAGAUGUCAAAGAAAAAAAGUAUUUACAUAGUCGCAAUUUUCCUUUUGCUAAGAAAAAAGUUAGUAGAUUUGACUACAUACAACGUAAUGCGCCUUUUCAGUGUUCAGAUAAUACAAAUAAAGAAAUAAUGUACCGAGUGGAAUUGCCUUACAUAGAUGAAUUAACACUUGUUUAUCUAGAAAAUAGUAAAAGUAAUGAUAGCAUGGGCCAAUUAUAUAGCAAUAGUAACAUUGUCACCUCAGUUUAUGCAGAAGUUGAACAAGUGGAGAUUGACUUUACAAGACCAAUAGUUAUACUUGGACCAAUAAAAGAUCAAAUAAAUAACAGUUUAAUUAAGGAAUUUCCAGAGAAAUUUGAAGCUUGUGUACCACGUAAGUUAGAAUAUUAUGUUAAAGUGGAAAAAAUCUUUGUUAGUUACUUGAUCACACCUGAUAACUUUAACUAA